AUGCGCUAGCUACGAGUAAUAAGCAGUGAUGUCAAAAUGUAUAUCAUCUCACAGGCCAUGGUGGACGCCGUCACCCUGACCACUCCCUCACAUCGCUACUUGGUAGGGUCGAGUUUUGAGGACUACGUCACUUGGAUGUGGUUGGGCUACUUUCCCACACGGUGGACGGGUUCUACCCUGCUGGCUGAUAAGGAAGGGGACCCCAAACCAGCCAUGCUGAAGAAAACUCGCUAGAAUAUUUCUCCGAGUAGUGUCUAAAAUGCACAGUAUCAGACGAUUAGUCACUUUUCUUUCAUAGUUUGAGUGAAUUGAUAAUUGGUAAACAGGCCAUGCAAACGCCAGUAGAUAUAAGCAGCUGCUAGGCUUGCGAGGUUCUGUACCUGUUGAUAUAUCUGCAAAGGGCAAUUUAGGAAGGAAAGCUUGCUAACCACUGGAAGAGCUGUCACGUCAUAGCAUGUUUAGCUUGUUGCCGUUAUGUGAUUUUGCAUCAAUAAAUGUACCAAUAAAAUGCUUUGAUUUUCAUGAACCAACUAGAACUCUACUCUGCAUUACUAAGACAAUACAAUUUCUAAUUACUCCAGGAAGGAGAAUCACCUGACGAAAUCUUGUAAUUCGGGUUGUAAUGCUGCUCGUAGAUAUAUCUCACGAUUCCUUUUGUAUGAGUAUAUAGUUUGGCAUGACAUCUGCCCGUACUGUUAAUGCAUUAAGUUCGUGGAGAAUGUAUAGUACCUACAUACGUACAUGUAAGGGGAUGCUGAUGCGGUGAGAGCAGAAGUUAGAAGGAAUCUUUUUGGCAGUGAUUCUGAGUUUCCGACUUUAAAAGAGAAUAACUCAAGAAAGAGUCGAUGGAUUGUCAUGAUUUGUUGGCAUAGAAAUAGCUUGAGUAAUGGUUCAUAUAAUACUUUUUCAUGACAUAGCAAAAAACAAUACAUCGGAGUCUAUUUUUCAUGGAGAUGAAAAGAAUACGUACGAAUUAAAAUAAAUGGUUAACAAAUAGCAAAGGUAGCGCAGUAAUUGUUUUUCGCUCGCCAUAUGUACCUUGACCAUUAUCAGGCUUGUAUGUUUACAAUAUCUGUCCUCGUACUAUAUUCACGACAAGGUACGUAAAUACUGUAGACCAACCGGGAGGUUCCAACAAUGAUGAAGCCACUGUUUUUGUUCUACUGUGCAAUCUUGGUUGGUCUGACCACCAUUUCAGGCUUGUUGUUGUUGUUGUACCACUGUGCACCUGUCCUGUACUACCUGUGCACGGGGAUACUACUGGGUUCAGUGGGAUACUGUGUGGUUCUGUACUUGGUGCCGAAGAGCCGAGUGAGCGGGAACGGCAAAGCUGUCUUCAUUACAGGUUGUGACAGUGGUUUUGGAUUCGGACUGGCCAAACGCCUGGACUCGCUGGGUUUCACGGUGUUUGCCGGCUGUCUGCUGGCAGACAGUGGUGGGGAGGGGUCGAAGAAACUCCGGGCGGAGUGCUCGAGUAGGCUGAGUACUGUUCAGAUUGACGUCACUGAUGAUGGACAGGUGCAGGCCGCUGUUAGACAGGUCAGGGACAGUCUACCGACUGGGUCUGAAGGUGAGUACUAUGAGACUAAGAGACAAUUGCGUAUUUACGCAUUGGUGAACAACGCUGGAGUCUGGCAGCCGGGAGAGAUAGAGUGGGUCAGCAUGGCCGCCUACCGACGUGUGAUGGAAGUGAAUGCCUUCGGUACCGUGCGGGUCACCAAGGCGUUCUUGCCUCUGAUUCGUCGGACGAAAGGACGAGUCGUGAACGUCACGAGUGCGGUGGGCCUUCACGCCACCCCCGCUGCUUCUGCGUACUGCAUGACGAAAGCGGCCGUGGAAUUUUUCUCUGAUGCCCUCAGGCACGAGAUGCACAAGUGGGGUGUCAAAGUCGUCAUCGUGCAGCCUGGAAACUUUGCACAGUCUACUGACAUCAUUCUACCUACAGUCUUCAACAAGUACACUGAGGAUAUGCAGAACAACAUGGAAGGCGUUGUGAUGGAGGAUUAUGGCAUGGAGUACUUUGAUUUCAAGAUGGAGCAGUUGAGAGUUGAGGGCGAGGAUGAAGCUAAUGAUCCAACCGAUGUCAUAAAGGCUAUGUUGGACGCCGUCACCCUAACCACCCCCUCACACCGUUACUUGGUUGGGUCGAGUUUUGAGGACUACGUGACUUGGAUGUGGUUGGGCUACUUCCCAACGUGGUGGACCGACCUAGCAGAAAGAACUGAGAAUGAAGGCGACCCUAAACCAGCCAUGCUAAAGAAUUAAAAGUGUUUUUUUGCAUGUCAUGAAACGAAGAAGCUUUUAUGUAUUUUGGCGACUCUCUCAGGGAGAGAGCCAAUAAUAUUCUCAAAUGGCGGGGUGUCCGCA
Messenger RNA from Branchiostoma floridae (Florida lancelet), 2367 nucleotides. Its product is annotated as D-beta-hydroxybutyrate dehydrogenase, mitochondrial-like. The transcript has 8 exons. Gene Ontology annotation, molecular function: oxidoreductase activity. The coding region runs from base 1138 to 2265 and encodes 375 amino acids. Lineage: Eukaryota; Metazoa; Chordata; Leptocardii; Amphioxiformes; Branchiostomatidae. The record is from RefSeq and is a predicted model, not a curated record.